UGCCCCGCGUGCUCAGCCCUGGCUGGAGCAUAUCCACAGCCCAGUGGAGUUCACACCCUGCUCCCUCCUCAAGCCCACGCAGAGAUCAGAGUCACAGCGGCCAGCAGGAAUGACCGUUUCCUCACCAGCAUCGCCCCUCUCAGAUGCCCCAGCGGGAAUGGAGCAUAGCUGGAGGGAGCCCACCAGCUCAACACCUCACAGUGUGGAACCACCCAGGGAGGAUAUCAUAUGGCAUCCUGCUGAGACCUCCACGCUCCUGCUGCCACCACGGAGCCCCAGUGGGCUGGAAGGGACAGUCAACUUCAUCCUUAGCAUUGGCAAGAAGGGGGAGAAGAAAAAGAUGCAGCCAGUGGCCAGCAGUGGGUGGCCAGGAGAGAAUUCGCUGCAGAUGGCGCAGGUGGAGGCAGGGAAAAGCUCCAGCGCGAAGCGGCCUCCUGCUGUUGUGCGUCGCCCCCCAGCAUCCGGCAGCAGGACACCAGCUGCCUCCCACACGCUGCCCAAGUCUGGGGCCAGCUCCCUCUUCAACAGCCUUCAGCGACGGGAGCGGGCGAGGGCUGAGCAGGCGCAGCUGCUGACGCUGCAGGGCAUCAUGGGCGCCAGCUCCCUGCAGCCCACGCUUGAGGAGCACCACGGCCCCAGCAACACGUGGCCUCAGAAGUGUGGCCGGAGGAAGGAGGGGCCGGCUGCUGCUGCUGCUGGAGCCCUGCCUGGGCAGCUGCUGCUCUACGUCAAGAAUCCGCUGGUGCGGGACAUUGAUGCUGAGUGUGGGGCAGCCUCCCGGGAUCCCUGCGGCCCUCACCCAAAAACUCUGUGUCCCCAGCUAUCUCUGGGCUCUACGCUCAGCCUGGAGCUGCCCCGGGAUGCCGUGGUCCUGGGGCGUCAACAAGAGGCCGUGGCCCAGGCGAAGAAGGCGGAGAGGCAGGAGCACAGGCAGGGCAGGGAAGUAAGGCCGUGGGUGCCCACAGGCCUGCAUGGGGCUGGAUGGCAGGAAGAGGUAGAUGUGGAUGGAUACAGUCCCCAGGAGCCUGACAGGAGGCUGGGAAAGUCCUCCAAAAGUGAGCAAGGAACAUGGUUCGAGGAGGUGAGCUUCAACCCUAGCUACAGCCAGCAAAGGGCACACCGUACUGAGGAGGAGCACUGGAGCCUGAGUCACCCCAGCAGUGCCAGUGAAAACCACCUAGACUUCAGGCUGAGACAGCUGUCCCUUGUCAGCAUGCUGCAUGAGCAGGAAGGGGAUAAGCUGGUUGCCCAGCUGGGUCAGGAUGGCAGGGCCAGGCAUCAUGAAGCCACUCGGCUAGAGCUUGGUCCAUCCCCUGCUGGCAUCCCAGGCAGGGCAGGAGCCAUUCCUGGCACUGCCCGCACACAGCAGUCAGAUGGCAGCAGCCAGCCUGGAGGGUCCACAGUUUCCCCUGACACCCCCACUCAGCUCUCUGCUUGUGAGUGGGCACUGGGGUCCCCAGAACCUCCCAAUCCUGUGUCCAGCACCAGGGAGGUUUGCCAUCCUGCCCACCGGCAGUUUGAGGAAGAGGAGGAGGAGCUGCAGGCCAUCUGGGAUGGAGCAGUUGAGCAACAGAUACCCAGCCUGCCAGCAGGCAGCCCCAAGGCCACCACCAGCAGGCCCCUCAUCCUCUCAUCAGCCAACAGCGUGCUAGUAGCCAAGUUCACCCUUCCCAGCACCACCCAGCUCCUCCACAGCCCACCGGGAGAGAAGAGCCCUGGCGUGGGGCACGGUGGUAGUGGCAGCCCCAGCAGGCACGUGGUGUCCCCCCGUGUGGAGGAGCUGGUGUCCACAGUCCCCUUGGAUGGCUCUGGCUCCUGGGAUCGACGGACGCAUGGGGAAGAGGAAAGAGAGUGCAGCAAGGUCCCUCCCAGUAAAACAGAGUUUCAGAUGAUGGAAGGGUCACUGGAAAGGAAGCAUGUGUUGCAGACAGGAGGGAGGAAGGCCAGCUGCAGGGCCUGGGGCCUCUUCCAUGCUGUGCUGAUGCGGCAGACGCUGUGCUUCUACCAGGACCGCAGGGACAGCCUCAAGAGCUCUGUGGUGGCCCUUCCCCUGAACCUUUCUGGGGCGGUCUGUACCCCAGAUGCCGAAUACACCAAGAAGACCAACUGCUUCAGGCUUCAGCUGCGGGAUGGCUCCGAGUACCUCCUGAGGGCCCCUUCCCAGACCCUCAUGAAUGAAUGGGUCUUCAAGCUGCAGCAAAACUCAGGAUUCCCAGAAGUGGAUUACUUCCAGGUGGCAACAGCACAGUGUGUCGAGGGCACUGGUGGUGCUGGGGGUUUCAGCAAGGUUCCUAGCCCCAGGAGCUCCCACCUCCAGGGACACCAUCAGGUCACAACCACCAAGAGCCAAGAGAUCGUGCUGCUACCUCGCUCAAACACCCAGCUGCAGCGGUCUCUGGGCAGCCAGGAUGGCAUAGAAGAUGGGGCUGUGGCAGCAGCAGAGGAUGCUCAUGGGGCUGGGCACAGGGAGCAGCAGUGGUCACCCAGGGGGUCUCCCGGGCUGUGGGACAAGAGCUGCCCAGAAGAUGACUAUGGGCUGGUGGCUAACAAGAGGAGGUCCUACUCCUUCACCUCAGCCACCUACCAGAAGAUUACCCCAGUGGCCAUGCCCAAGGAGCCAGUGGAGGCCGGGAGCAGCUACUCAGUCACACUCUAUAUUGGGGAGCAAACACCAGUCAUGCCCCGGGCACGCUGCCACUCCUUUGUGGCCCAGCCAGGGACCCCACGGGACACACCAGGGGAGAAGACCCCCACCCAACCUCGCCCCAAGAACAAGUCUGUCUUCAAGAAGUUCUUUGGGAAAAAGGAGUGAGCUGCAGCUGAGGGGGGAAAAGGCCCCAUCCUUCCCUUUGUCCUGCUCUCGGCUGCCAUCCUGGCAUGAUCUUUGCUCCCAGCACCAGCUCACUGCUCACCACCUCCCAGGGGAGGCAGGCAGUGGGCAAGUGGCUCCACACCAGCCAGCCCCAGGGCUGCACAGCACCCCAGCCUCUGCAGCCCCCAGGCUCAGCCUGGCGCUGAGCCCCACUCCUGCCCACCCACCGAGUGCUCUCCCUGGGUGCCACGGGCUUCCCCGGCAUCCUGCCAACACACAGCGCAAGCAGGGGGCUGGAGGGGGUUGUUUUUAUUAAAAAACAG
Dryobates pubescens (Downy woodpecker) is the source of this 3135-nucleotide messenger RNA. RefSeq lists its product as uncharacterized. Lineage: Eukaryota; Metazoa; Chordata; Aves; Piciformes; Picidae. Gene Ontology annotation, biological process: actin cytoskeleton organization; muscle cell development. The coding region runs from base 110 to 2812 and encodes 900 amino acids. The transcript has 10 exons. Gene Ontology annotation, molecular function: actin filament binding; phospholipid binding. Gene Ontology annotation, cellular component: cortical actin cytoskeleton; cell junction; Z disc. The record is from RefSeq and is a predicted model, not a curated record.